GAUUUGUGGCAUCCAGCAGACUGGCAUUUAGCCCAUUCAAAAUCAAAUCAAACCACAAAGAGCACAAAACGUUUGGCUUUACAGGCAGUUUGCACAGCACAGGCAAACAGGCCAUUAAGUCCCCCCCAAACUGCCAAUUGGCAUACGAAUCUUCAUUUGCAUACAUCAAACAACACAUCAGACAACAGACACAAAAGCAAUUGGUCGAGGCAGAGCGACGACACUCUGGGAGGCAGGCAAAGGGAAUCCGAAUCAGCCCACAGUCGAUCCACAUCGGAUCAGCAGUCGACACGCGACUAUCCGCAGUUCAGCGGCGAACAUCAGAACGUACCGCCGCAGGUUGCGCCCAGCGUCAAGAUGUACCACAGCAGUGCCGUGGCGGCCUACACGGAUCUGGCCGGAAGUGCAGCCAGCGCUGGAGUAGGGGUGGGUGUCUCCGGCUACCACCACCAGCAGGCCGUCAAUGCACCCGUCUACGUGCCCUCCAAUCGCCAGUACAACCAUGUGGCGGCCCAUUUCGGGAGCGCGGCUGCAGCGCAGAAUGCCUGGACCACGGACAGCUUCGGAUCGGCGCAUGCGCAACUGCCGGCACAGUUCUACACCCAGAAUGCGGCCGUGAUGAUGGGUUCCUGGCGCAGUGCCUACGAUCCGACGGGAUUCCAGCGAUCCUCGCCCUACGAGAGCGCCAUGGACUUUCAGUUUGGCGAGGGACGCGAGUGCGUCAAUUGUGGAGCGAUCUCGACGCCGCUGUGGCGACGGGACGGCACGGGGCACUAUCUGUGCAACGCCUGCGGGCUGUACCACAAAAUGAACGGCAUGAACCGACCCCUAAUCAAGCCCAGCAAGCGCCUGGUGAGUGCAACGGCCACGCGGCGCCUGGGGCUCUGCUGCACCAACUGCGGCACCCGCACCACCACCCUCUGGCGGCGCAACAACGACGGGGAGCCCGUCUGCAAUGCCUGCGGCCUCUACUACAAGCUGCAUGGCGUCAACCGGCCGCUAGCCAUGCGCAAGGAUGGCAUCCAGACGCGGAAGCGCAAGCCCAAGAAAACAGGCAGCGGUUCGGCGGGAGGCACAGGAGCGGGAGCUGGCGCGGGUGCGGUCCUGGAGUCCAUUAAGGAGUGCAAGGAAGAGCACGAUAUCAAGCCUUCGCUUAGUCUGGAGCGUCACAGUCACAGCCUCAGCAAGCUGCACACGGAUCUGAAGAGCAGCAGCAGCAGCGCCGGCCUCAUGGGGCAACAUCAUGUCCAGCAGCAGCAGCAGCAACAGCAACAUCAGCAGGCCGCCCAUCAGCAGCAACAGCAGGCGCAUCAGCAGUGCUUCCCCCACUACGGACAGGCCGCGUCGCAGGCGCAGCAGCAGGCGCAACAUCAGCAGCACGGCCACGGGAUGAGCACUCCGACGGCGCAGUCGCAGCUGAGUGCCAGGCAGAUCCAUGGAGCCACUGGCUCCCAGCUGUACACGCCCGGCAGCAGUGCGGCAGGGGCAGGAUCUGGCGCCUCGGCAUACACCUCGCACAGCGUCGAGACGCCAUCGUUGAGCAAUGGCACGCCCUCGCCCCACUACCAGCACCAUCACCAUUUGGGGAGCUCCCAUGGCCACCAUGUGGCAGCUGCGGCCCAUCAUCACCUGCAUGCGGCUGCAGCGGCCGCCGCGUAUGGCGUGAAGACGGAGGCGACAGCCACCAACUACGAUUACGUGAACAACUGCUACUUUGGGGGUUCCUUCGGAGCGCUGGGCGGAGCAGCCUCGACCGCCGCCAUGGCGGGGGGAGCGGCCAGCGAGUUGGCCGGAUAUCACCAUCAGCACAAUGUCAUCCAGGCGGCCAAGCUGAUGGCCACCUCCUAAGGGCCAUCCCUUGUGGCUCUGUGAUCUCCCAUCCCCCACCACCCAUCCGUGUCCCCCUCUCCAGCAGCACCCGCACCAGAGAAAGUUCUCGUUGGAAUCGCAUUGAAAAGACUUUAGACGUUAGUCCUCCCAUUCUUAGCCUAAGAUUAGUUACCCCCAUGUGCCCUGUAAAUAACUACAUUAAUAGCAAGUCUUGUUGUACAAAUCUGCAUCUAUAUC
Drosophila persimilis is the source of this 2067-nucleotide messenger RNA. RefSeq names its product GATA-binding factor A. Bases 358 to 1848 code for a protein of 496 amino acids. The record is from RefSeq and is a predicted model, not a curated record. Gene Ontology annotation, molecular function: zinc ion binding; RNA polymerase II cis-regulatory region sequence-specific DNA binding; DNA-binding transcription factor activity, RNA polymerase II-specific. Gene Ontology annotation, biological process: cell fate commitment; negative regulation of transcription by RNA polymerase II; positive regulation of transcription by RNA polymerase II. NCBI's taxonomy places the organism in Eukaryota, Metazoa, Arthropoda, Insecta, Diptera, Drosophilidae. The transcript has 4 exons.